GUUUCCUGGGAGAAGGCUCUCUCUUCUCCGCCAUCCAAACUCCCCCGCCCUCGUUGUCUCCCCCUCCCCUGCUCCCCCAUGGCAGGGUUUCCUUUAUAAUUAAUCCCAACACUCAAACCAGAGGGGAGGAAAAAGUGUUAAUGAGGGAGCGUCCCAGUCUGACUGGGCCGCCGCCGCUCGCAGCUAGAGCACCGAGUAAUUAAAUUAUUUUUGGAAGAGGGGGGUAUGGUGGUGAUGGUGUCAGGGAAAUCCCCGUAUGCAUGGGAAGAGGGGCUCGUCUCUUGCUACUAAUUAAAAUCAGGGAUGACUCUUUUCAUAGCUCUAGGGGGAAAAAAAAAUCAAUCUUCCCACGUCUCAGAUUCCAUUGGAUUUCGUGUAGUCGGGUUUGCGGCCCUAGAGAAGAGAAUACGGCUAGCCUCGGGGGUCUGGGGGCAGCAUUUUCGACUGGGGCAUCGAGGAACACAGCUCCAAGAGGAGCUGCGGGUUGAACCAAGGCCAAUAAUCAAAGCAGCCUCCUGCCCAUCUUUGGGGACCAGGCUCGCAGCCCCGCGCGUAUUCCCAGGAUCUGGGAGGGCGGCCCGGCAUCCCAAAGAGCAGGGCUGGGGGGAAAGGCGACUUCGGGAAGAGCCCGGCCGCAGACAAUGGACGCAGCGGCAGGAGGGGCGACAGCAGUGGGAACAGCCGGGAGGCGCACCCGGGAGCGCGCGCUCCCCCGCCCCUUGCGCCCCCCUCCGUCCCCUCCCCCUCCCCCUCCUCCGCCGCCGGCUCCCGAUCUGAUUCCUGAUCCCUGAUUCCUUGAUCCUUGGUCCCGCCAUGGGAGCCUGAACGCCCUCCAGUACCCCCUGGCCCCCCUGUCCCCGGGGCCUCGAGGGGGAAAGAGGCAAGAGGUCUGGGACUGAGCAGGGGUAAGGAGAUUCAGGACCCCCCUCAACACCCCGCAUUGCCCGCGCUGCCCGUCCCGGAGCGCGGAGUUCGGAGCGACCCCGAGCGCUGCGGAUACAAAGGCGUCGGGCCGAGCCGGGAGCCCGCCGAGCCCACCCGGUAGCUCGCAGCGACGGGUGAGUUGUCGCUUGAUUUUCUCUGAGAUAAGCCCACCCGUCCAGCAAAAUAGAGUCCCUCAGGGUGACAGUUGACUUCCUGAAGGUGCCUCUUGGCCUGAAGAAGCCGGUGCUGAAGGAGGUGGCUGUGGGGCCCUCCAAGAGGCCCCAGCCCGCGGCCCUGGAGCGCUACAAGGCAAGGCGUUCAGACGCCAUGGACACUGAGUCCCAGUACUCAGGCUAUUCCUACAAGUCGGGCCACUCCCGCAGCUCCCGCAAGCACAGAGACCGCAGGGACAGACACCGAUCUAAGAGCCGAGAUGGGAGCCGUGGGGACAAGUCGGUGACAAUCCAGGCUCCUGGAGAGCCCCUGCUGGACAACGAGUCCACUCGGGGGGAUGAACGGGAUGACAACUGGGGGGAAACAACAACGGUAGUCACAGGCACCUCUGAGCACAGCAUCUCCCACGAUGACCUCACGCGCAUCGCCAAGGACAUGGAGGACAGUGUCCCACUGGACUGCUCUCGUCACCUGGGCGUGGCGGCAGGGGCCACUCUAGCCCUGCUCUCUUUCCUCACACCACUGGCUUUCUUGUUGCUGCCCCCACUACUGUGGCGGGAGGAGCUGGAACCCUGCGGGACAGCCUGUGAGGGCCUCUUCAUCUCCGUGGCCUUCAAGCUGCUCAUCCUGCUGCUGGGCAGCUGGGCUCUGUUUUUCCGCCGGCCCAAAGCCUCACUGCCCCGCGUCUUUGUGUUGCGUGCCCUGCUCAUGGUGCUCGUCUUUCUGCUGGUUGUCUCCUACUGGCUUUUCUAUGGCGUACGUAUUUUGGAUGCCCGGGAACGCAGCUACCAGGGUGUGGUGCAGUUUGCUGUGUCUCUGGUGGAUGCCCUGCUCUUCGUGCACUACCUGGCUGUGGUCCUGCUAGAGCUACGCCAGCUCCAGCCCCAGUUCACGCUCAAGGUCGUGCGCUCCACUGAUGGUGCCAGCCGCUUCUACAAUGUUGGCCAUCUCAGCAUCCAGCGCGUGGCAGUGUGGAUCCUGGAGAAGUAUUACCAUGACUUCCCUGUCUACAACCCUGCCCUCCUCAACCUGCCCAAGUCCGUCCUGGCCAAGAAAGUGUCUGGCUUCAAGGUGUAUUCUCUCGGAGAGGAAAACAGCACCAACAACUCCACCGGCCAGUCUCGGGCUGUGAUUGCAGCAGCGGCCCGGCGGCGGGACAACAGCCACAACGAGUACUACUAUGAGGAGGCCGAGCAUGAACGCAGGGUCCGCAAACGGAGGGCCAGGCUCGUGGUGGCGGUGGAGGAGGCCUUCACUCACAUUAAGCGGCUACAGGAAGAGGAGCAGAAGAACCCCAGAGAGGUGAUGGACCCCCGGGAGGCAGCCCAGGCCAUCUUUGCAUCUAUGGCUCGUGCCAUGCAGAAGUACCUUCGGACCACCAAGCAGCAGCCUUACCACACCAUGGAGAGCAUCCUGCAGCACCUGGAGUUCUGCAUCACGCAUGACAUGACGCCCAAGGCCUUCCUGGAACGGUACCUGGCAGCGGGACCCACCAUCCAGUACCACAAAGAACGCUGGCUGGCCAAACAGUGGACACUGGUGAGUGAGGAGCCAGUGACCAGCGGUCUUAAGGAUGGCAUCGUUUUCCUCUUAAAACGCCAGGACUUCAGCCUGGUGGUAAGCACCAAGAAGGUGCCGUUCUUCAAACUCUCCGAGGAAUUUGUGGAUCCCAAGUCACACAAAUUUGUCAUGAGGCUGCAGUCGGAGACCUCAGUGUGACUGUGCAACAACAGAAGAGUGGGAGACUCUGGGGGCUCCUGUGGGGUGCGAGGGGCUUGGUUCUCAGGCCCAGCCACAUUCCUGCUGCCCUUUCUCCUGCUCUUGUUUUUUUACUUGAAUUAACUUACCCCUCACUGUCUCCUCCCCUCUUUCUUAUUUUACCCCAUGUGAAUCUGGAGUGACCAUCCUGCUGUUAAUAUCCUGGGAACCCCCCAUCCCCCACUUUUGUAUCAUUCCAGGCCCUGCAGGAAUCUGUGCCUCUCUCCUUCUCCCAGACUUUCUCCAAAUGGCAGUCUUUCCAGAUUGUACCUUCUGCUCCUCAGUCCCCCACUCACAAACCCGUUUUUAUAACAGUUCUCUUCAGUGCCCCUGACAGAGUUUCGGGGGGUGGGGGUGGGGGAGGGGAGGUCACAGACUUGACUCCAGAGAGCCUCAGUGCCAAACUCUUCCAGGCCAGCAGCUUCCCCCUACCCACCCCCCUUCACCCCAUCUAUAACCAAUCCUGAGUCCUAGGGCAAGGUUGAUCUGUCACAUAGCCCCAGAGUUACGAAUCUCCCUGCUGUGAUGUUUGCUUCCA
This is a messenger RNA of Castor canadensis (American beaver), 3394 nucleotides long. The record is from RefSeq and is a predicted model, not a curated record. NCBI's taxonomy places the organism in Eukaryota, Metazoa, Chordata, Mammalia, Rodentia, Castoridae.